AUGUCGAAAAAAGUACUAAUUAUUAAACAUUCAAUUCGUGUAUGUCCUGCUUAUGUAGCAACGUUCUUCACUGAACAUGAUAUUCCAUUCGAAAUUCUUUCUAUUAACGAUUCUGAUAGUCAAUCAAAGUUACCAGAUAAUAAUACAACUGAUUAUCAAGCUAUUGUAAGUCUGGGUGGACCGCAAGGUACAUACGAAGAUGAUUUAUAUCCCUAUUUAAAAUGGGAAAAAUCGUUUCUUGCAACUCAACUCAGUCUUGAUACACCUAUUCUUGGCCUAUGUCUCGGAGCACAAUUAGUUGCUGAUGCUAUUGGUGGACAUGGUUAUUUAGGAAAGUGUGGUUAUGAACUUGGUUAUGUUCAAUAUGAACUUACACCAGAAGGUGAACAAGAUCCAGUUCUAUCAAAAGUAUUUGAAGCACAACAAAAUAAACCAUUACUACUUAUGCAUCAUAAAGAUACAUUCGAUUUGCCACCGACUGCAUCGAUUUUAGCUCGUACAUCGAAUAAUUAUAUUGCUGCUUUUCGAACUGGUUCGGCACUUUGCGUGCAAUUUCAUCCUGAAGCAUCGUUCACUGAAUUUAGCGAAUGGGUACAGAGAACACGUCUCACUAGACCAGAGUUAUAUGGAAAUCUCGACAUUGAUGAAAUUCUACAGCAAACAAAAGCAUGCGAACUACAAGCUGCUAAAUCAAGAAAAAUAUUUUUUGAGUCAUGGUGGAAUUCUAUUCAACAGGAAUAG
This is a messenger RNA of Rotaria socialis, 741 nucleotides long. Lineage: Eukaryota; Metazoa; Rotifera; Eurotatoria; Philodinida; Philodinidae. The record is from the annotation of a GenBank genome assembly.